Hydra vulgaris (swiftwater hydra) is the source of this 1588-nucleotide messenger RNA. RefSeq names its product TWiK family of potassium channels protein 7. The record is from RefSeq and is a predicted model, not a curated record. Gene Ontology annotation, biological process: stabilization of membrane potential; potassium ion transmembrane transport. Gene Ontology annotation, cellular component: plasma membrane. Lineage: Eukaryota; Metazoa; Cnidaria; Hydrozoa; Anthoathecata; Hydridae. Gene Ontology annotation, molecular function: potassium ion leak channel activity; outward rectifier potassium channel activity.
UUUCAUGUUUUAUAAAAAACAAAACAAAAUAAAACAAAAAAACAAAGUGAAAAGAGAGAGAAGAAUUUUGUAAUAUAGUGCUUAAAGAUAUUUUUUUCAAAAAAACACGAAACGCACAACUGAAAUUCAAUGGAAUCCGAAUCAGUUAAGCAGACAAAAGAUGAUUUUCCACAAUUCCAAGAAGAAGAUGACGAGUCGGAAAACAAGCAAACCAUAUUUCAAAAGUUUAUAAAAAAUCUUAGAAAAGUAAAAAAAGACAAAUGGACGCUGCUUGUUUUAUUGCUUUUUAAUGGUCUUUACCUGUUUUUUGGAGGGCUAGUUUUUUACUUGUUGGAAAGGCACACACUUAAUUCGUCACGGAAAAUAGAGCAAGUGAAAAUGCUGUUUAAUUUUUUUCAGACGUUAAAUACUUCGACAGAAACCCGACAGUCAAGCACUUUUGAUACACUCAGUUCAAUGGAUAUUCAAAAAAUUGAUAAAAUCAUUGAGAAGAUUUCCAAUGAACGAGAGGAAUGGGAAAGAAGCGAUUGGACAAUACCAAAAUCCGUCUUUUUUGCUUCUACGGUAGUCACCACAAUAGGUUACGGAAACUUAGCACCAUCCACAGCGUGGGGGCGUAGCUUUUGCGUUCUGUAUGCCAUAAUUGGUAUUCCACUAACACUCGUUUUACUUGCAAUGGUGGGGAAAACACUUUCAUCUAGCAUAAACACUUUGUGCCGAAUCAUUGUGAAUAAUGUACAGAAAUAUUUAUACUCCGGAUACAAGUACGACAGCAUGGAAGGAGUCACAGAGUUAAACGCUCCUGUUUGGUUAGCAAUUACUUUUAUCAUGAUAUUCCUCUCACUCGAUGCACUCGUUUUUAUGUGUUUGGAGGAUUGGUCAUACUUUAAAGCACUAUAUUUUCUUUUUAUAACACUGACGACAAUAGGAUUUGGUGAUAUUGUUCCGCAAGGUACAAAAGCUAUUUGGUUUCACGUCACUUUGUUAUAUGUUGGACUUGCUGCAGUCUCAAUCACUAUAAAUUUGAUUAUUGCUAAAGUUCGAAUCCAAUACCACAAGCAAAAACAAAAAAUAAAGUUUGUUAAAAAAUUGGAAAGAAAACUUACUAAAACUUUUCCUAAUGAGAAUACACCUUUGACUAAAGCUAUUGAUAGUGAUAACUAAAUAUUAAAGUAAAUAAUCAUACAUUUAAAUAUACAAACCUAAUUAGAAGUAUAUACCUUACAUUAGAUUCAAAGAAUAUAGCGUAUAAAUUAGUACAUAAAAUAAGAUGUUUCGUGAUAAUGAGUUAAUGAGUUUGGUGAUAAUAGGGUGGUGGCGGGUGGUGCGUGCUGUCCUUUAAUGAACCUGUUAAAUUUUAGUUUGCAAACGGUUAUUAUGUUAAUAUAGUUACUUUUAUUUUAUUUUUUCUUAAGCAUAAUUUGUAUUUAUUUGUAAAUAGACAACUUGUAUUUAUUUUGUAUUUAAACUCUGUAAAAACCUUGAAAUAAUUUCAAAAUGGUUUUGAAAUAACCUAUACAGUUAACAUAUAUAUAACCUAUACAGUUAACAUAUAUGCGUUUAAUGAUUAUUAAUACGUGGCAAUUUU